UGAAAGUCGGGCUUCCUUACAGUAGCUGAGACCACGACUCCCAGCAGCCAGCGCAAAGCUCUGGCUUCGGCGUACUAGAGGCCGGUCGGUGGGGAGGGAGGCCUGGCAGGUCCUCGUGCUGCGCUGGGGCCCCCCGGGCCGCCGGAAUGUCGGUGCUUCGGCUGAGGGCAUCGCUGCUGAGGCGGGGGGCAGCGGGGCUCGGCCGGGCCCUCCGGACCGAGGACUGCCCCUGCUCUGGUCCCGAGAAAGGGACUUCAUGGACAUGGGGCAGAAUGUACUCUGUCAAUGCCCCAGAGCAGGACAGGAGGAGGGAUGCGGGGCAAGUGGAACUAUUGGAAGUGCUUGAGGCCCGAGUAAGACAACUCCAGACUGAGAACGUGUCUGAAGUGACAAUAAAUCAUGUGGAAGUGGCCCCCCUGAGGACAAGUAACCAGAAGGACUUGCAGGCCCUUGGACUGAUGGAGGAUGGAGCCAAGCAAGAUGCCAGCAAUUCUGCCCAGAUGGUGCAUAAGGUCCAAACCUGGUGGGUGGAGAAACUCAAUCAGGAAAAGAGUGACUUGAACAAGAGACAGAAGGACCUGGAAGUCAAGCUGAAGAACCAGGACUUUUGGGAAUCCCAGCUAAAGAAGAGAGAAAAGGCAUUUGUUGCCAGAAAACUGAAACCAAAACCUUCCAAACCAAAGCCCUCUCCUUGUACAAAGAAAGCCAAAAGAGAGGAGCAGACCCCACCUCCCAAAAUGAGACAGGUCAAGAAAGAUCUGGAGCAAAAAAGCAGGAGUGCUAUUAACUUGAACUCCUUCAAGCAGGUGCCUGAGAAGGUGGUUAGACCUUCUAGAAAACAAGUCUUCAUUUUAGCCUGUCUAGAAUGCUUCAUCUCUCUGGACCAACUGGCACAAGCCAAUAACCUGCUUCUCUCCUACUUCAAUCGCCGGCUGGGCCAGAAGCAGCUGACACUGCCCAUGUACAACAGCCUCUUGAAAGCUUGGGCCAAGAAGGGUUCCUUGCAUCAAAUAAGCACCCUGUUUUCCAUGAUGAAUGAGUCAGGGCUGAAUCCUGACUUGGUAUCCUAUGCUGCAGCUCUGGAGUGUAUGGGCCGAAUGGAUGCAGACUUCAAUCUUAUCAAGAGAUGUCUGAAUCAGAUGGCUCAGGAGGGCCUGAAAGUGGAGAAUCUUUUCCACCAUCUAGCACUCCACCAGCAGAAGAAGAUGAUCAUACUAAAAGCUAUCCAGAAGGUGGAACCUGAAUUUUCACCACCUCUGCUGCUCCCAUCAUCGUCCCACAACAUCACCCAGUCUCCUCUGCUUAGAGACUUCUAUUCCAAGGAAGAGCCUGUGUCUUACCCAAAGCUGUCACUGCCUCUGCUUGAGCUACAAGAACGCUUUCAGCAGCAGCUAAACUUGGAGUCAGCCAUGACAAUUACUAUUGACUCAGUGGAGAAGAAACCACUAAUAAAAAAGAACUUUCAUGCGCACAGGCUUCUCACACGCCUUAAAUCCUGGUGGCGGAAGUCCUUGAUGAAGACAUUCAGGAAGACCAAAGUCCACAUGAGAGAACAGUCUGAAGAGAUGAACCUCUACCCCUAUUUGUGCCUGCUGAAGGAUGAGGAUUAUGUGGAGCUCAUGAUGCAGGCCCUCUUCAACUUGCCUCCACAUGGAGAUUCCUUAGUCCACCUAGUCAUGGAUCUUGGGAUGAAGGUUUACAACAAAAAUUUAAUCCAGAUGAAUAUGAAAUCCUUUGUAUUAGAUGAACUAAAAAAGAAGUAUAUGAAUUAUCUACAUCUUUUGGCCAAGGACACUCAGCUGGACUCCUGCCUGCCUCGGGAGCACUGGGAAACCUUGGAAUCAGAAGGUACCAGCUGCUCCAAUUUCCUCACUCAAGAGAAAGUCUGGCCAGAUGUACUAUUGGUGCGGCUGGGAACCCAACUUAUUGAGAUCCUGGUGCAGUCCAUCUACAUGCCCAACAGUUUGAGCCCCUCCCAGGCAACGAAGAGAUUCAUCCCCGUGCUGUACCACGUUUAUUCCUUCCUCUCCAUAAAGCAGAUUGGUUUCAUUAAACCCCACCCAUCCUUCAUUCAGCUGGUGGAUGAAGCUGCUUACACUACCCUGACCUUCGAUGUCUCUGUCAUGCCCAUGCUGUGUCCCCCCAUUCCUUGGACCUCGCCUAACUUUGGGGCCUAUGUCCUCCACCCCACCAAGCUGAUGCGCUGCCUGGACGGGACUGUCCAACAUCAGCAGCUGCUGGAGAGCUGCCCUCAGGGGCAACUUAACGCAGUCCUUGAUGCCCUCACCCAGCUGGGUAACUGUGCCUGGAAGGUGAAUCAGCCUGUGCUAGACCUCGUUAUCUCCAUCUUCAAUGCUAAGGGCAACAAGAAGCUGGAUGUGCCCCCGCCUGUGUCCGAGGCCCCCACACCCCCAUCCUACGAGCUCUCCAAAGGGGCCAGCUCUUCAGAAAAGGCAAAGCUGCGGCGGGAGAUAGCCCAGUGCCAUAAGACCGCCCGGGAAAUGUAUAGCCUGCGCAUGGAUGCCCUGUAUAAGCUGUCCAUCGCCCACCACCUGCGAGACCAGAUCUUCUGGUUUCCCCACAACAUGGACUUCCGGGGCCGCGCCUACCCUUGCCCACCGCAUUUCAACCACCUUGGCAGUGACAUGACCCGAGCGAUCUUGCUUUUUGCUGAAGGCAAACCCUUGGGGCCCAAUGGCCUGGAUUGGUUAAAGAUUCACCUCAUCAACCUGACAGGACUUAAGAAGAAAGAGUCGCUGCAGGCCCGGCUGGCCUAUGCCAACGAGAUCUUGGAGGACAUCCUGGACUCGGCAGACAAUCCACUGACUGGAAGGAAGUGGUGGAUGGAUGUCGAUGAGCCCUGGCAGGCCCUAGCCUGCUGCAUGGAAAUUGCUAAUGCCAUCCGGUCACCAGAUCCCACAGCUUACAUCUCCCAUUUCCCCAUCCAUCAGGAUGGUUCCUGUAAUGGGCUCCAGCACUACGCAGCUCUGGGCCAAGAUGUGAUCGGGGCCACCUCUGUCAACUUGAUGCCCUGCGACGUUCCCCAGGAUGUAUACAGUGGAGUGGCUCAGCUGGUAGAAGAGCUGCGUAAGAGAGAUGCUGCUGAAGGGAAGUCGAUAGCCCAAGUCCUGGAGGGCUUCAUCAACCGCAAGCUGGUGAAGCAGACAGUCAUGACAGUGGUCUAUGGGGUGACAAAGUACGGUGGCAGGCUGCAGAUCGAGAAGCGCCUGAAGGAACUGGAUGACUUCCCCAAGGAGCACAUUUGGGAGGCCUCCUUGUACCUCUCCCAACUGGUCUUCAGUAGCCUCGGUGAGAUGUUCUCCACAACCAGGGAAAUCCAGGAUUGGCUGACAAAAAGUGCUCACGUCAUCUCCAAGUCCGGCUCUGCUGUGCAGUGGGUCACCCCUCUGGGCCUUCCCAUCAUUCAGCCGUACCACAAGACCCAGAAAAUGACUAUUCCCGGGAAUCUGCAGUCUCUUUGCCUCUCGAGUUGCUCUGAUGUCAACCAGAAACCAAACACCCUGAAACAGAAGAAUGCUUUCCCCCCCAACUUCAUCCACUCUCUGGACUCCACGCACAUGAUGCUGACGGCCCUGUCCUGUCACAGGAAGGGACUGACCUUUGUGUCUGUGCAUGACUGCUUCUGGACCCACGCCUCCACUGUGGACAUCAUGAAUGAGGUCUGCCGUGAACAGUUUGUGAAUCUGCACAGUCAACCCAUCCUGCAGGACUUAUCUAAGUUCCUGGUAACGAAAUACUGCCCUUGGUCCUGGUCUCACGAAUCUGAAGAAAUGUCUGACAACCAGAAAUUGAUGCUGAUGAUACUGUCUGAUGUGCCUAAACUAGGAAAUUUAGAUCUUCAAAAGGUGAAGGAAUCCACUUACUUCUUCAGCUAAAGGUGCCCUGUGUGUGCCAGAUGCCCCUGAGGGCACCAGGGCCCGGUCUCAAGCCUGGGCAUCCCUGCAGCCUGAGGAUUUGGAGAUGGGGUUCCUCCUGGUCUGUGCCUCUUAGGCCCUCUGCAUCCAUCCUUCCUAGAGCCCAUCCUGCUUUAGGCCAGGGUUGUUCAGGCAGGGGGCUGAUCCCUCCAGGCCUGGGCUGGCAGCCGUGGUGCAGGGGCUCACCUCCUGUGAGGGAUAAGCGUGCCCGGACUGUUUGCCAGCCUGACCUCGGGGAGCCUCUCCUGUUGUCUCUCAGCAGAUGGAGGCCAGGCCACAUUCCUCCACACCUCAGCUUGUAAGUCCCAAGGAACCGGUGUCCUGUGGGCCAGAUGAUGCUCUGGGCCUCCUGUGGAGUUGGGACUAGACAGGACCUCCCUUCCUCCCAGAGGACUUCAGGAUUUUCUAUACUUUUCCCUGUUUGCCCAUUCUGGACUUUCAGAAAUCUCUGACCCGUGUACAGAAGUGUAAAUAAAAAGCUCUUAUCCCCAGGGAGAA
Monodelphis domestica (gray short-tailed opossum) is the source of this 4433-nucleotide messenger RNA. RefSeq names its product RNA polymerase mitochondrial (gene POLRMT). Gene Ontology annotation, biological process: mitochondrial transcription. Gene Ontology annotation, cellular component: mitochondrial DNA-directed RNA polymerase complex. The record is from RefSeq and is a predicted model, not a curated record. Gene Ontology annotation, molecular function: DNA-directed RNA polymerase activity; mitochondrial promoter sequence-specific DNA binding; protein binding. NCBI's taxonomy places the organism in Eukaryota, Metazoa, Chordata, Mammalia, Didelphimorphia, Didelphidae.